Molecule: messenger RNA, 1371 nt
Organism: Exophiala spinifera
Lineage: Eukaryota; Fungi; Ascomycota; Eurotiomycetes; Chaetothyriales; Herpotrichiellaceae
Exons: 2
Coding region: 1-1371 (456 amino acids)
Biological process (GO): purine nucleotide biosynthetic process; 5-phosphoribose 1-diphosphate biosynthetic process
Cellular component (GO): cytoplasm; ribose phosphate diphosphokinase complex
Molecular function (GO): magnesium ion binding; ribose phosphate diphosphokinase activity
Source: RefSeq, a predicted model, not a curated record
AUGGUCAGAAACAUUGUGGUGCUUGGGGGCUCAUCCCACCCAGCCCUGACAGAAACGAUCUGUGAGAUCCUUGGUAUCGAACAAGGCCAAGCCCUCUUCUCAAAGUUCUCUGUCGGCGAAACCCGCGUCGAGAUCGGUGAAUCAGUUAGAGGCAAGGAUGUAUAUAUCAUACAGUCGGGUGGUGGGAAAGUCAACGACCACUUUAUCGAGCUGCUGAUCGCAAUUUCUGCAUGCAAAACCGCCUCGGCUAAGAAAGUCACCGCUGUGCUUCCUCUAUUCCCUUAUUCUCGCCAGUCGGAUGUUCCUUACAACAAGAGCGGCGCACCUCUGGUGAAAGCUGCGAAGCUGGACCAUAAGCUUCUUCAGGAUGGAAACGGCUACUCCUUCGACAGUGUUCCGCCAACGCCUCACUCCGAGAAGGGCGAAAGUUACGGGUUGUUGAAUGGGCAUUCCCUACAAAAGGCAGCUUCGAAGUCACAACUGGAUGGCGAUGGCGAUGCCAGCCCUGCACACCAAGCUCGUUCCAGCCAUUACCGAGAUUCAAAUUCCCAAUCAAAACUGGGUUCCGAGUAUUUCACCCAUUCACGAAAACGGAGCGAAUCGAACGCGUCCACAUCCAAUAGCAUAGUGAAUCGCGAUUUUGCAGUCACACCCAGCAAGAGCGAAAAUAAGGCAGAGGUUCCGGAAAGCUUCAAGCCCCGUCCGGGUUAUCGACAAUGGGUGGCACAGGCUGGCACUCUCGUUGCAGAUCUUCUGACUUGCGCUGGAGCAGACCAUAUCAUCACCAUGGACUUGCACGACCCGCAAUACCAGGGAUUCUUCGACAUCCCCGUCGACAAUCUUUAUGGUCGACCGUUGCUCAAGAAAUACAUCCAGCAAAACAUCCCAGACUACAAAAACGGGGUUGUAGUCAGCCCUGACGCUGGCGGUGCUAAACGAGCUACUGCUAUUGCCGACGCUUUGGGUAUUGAGUUUGCUCUCAUCCACAAGGAGAGAAGACCCAACAAGAUCAACGAUCGCCAAAAUGCUACCAUGAUGCUUGUUGGAGAUGUCACCGGCAAGGUGGCUGUCCUCAUUGACGACUUGGCCGACACCAGCAACACCAUUACCCGAGCGGCCAAGCUCUUGAAGAAAGAGGGGGCCAGCAAGAUCUAUGCCCUGGUGACUCAUGGCGUUCUAAGUGGUGAUGCGAUUGAUAGAAUCAACGCCAGUGCUCUCGACAAAGUCAUUGUCACAAAUACUGUUGACCAACAAGAACAUUGCAAGCGAUGCCCCAAGCUUGAAGUGCUUGAGGUAGGACAUGUUUUUGCAGAGGCCAUCCGGCGAGUGCAUUAUGGCGAGAGUAUCAGUGUGCUGUUUCAGUAUGACUAG